Messenger RNA from Spodoptera littoralis (African cotton leafworm), 1761 nucleotides. The record is from the annotation of a GenBank genome assembly. NCBI's taxonomy places the organism in Eukaryota, Metazoa, Arthropoda, Insecta, Lepidoptera, Noctuidae.
AUGGCUUUAUUUAGCCGUAAAAUAUACCUAUUGGGUGCCUUUCUGGUGUUAGUGAAUGCAUUGAGUGUGGUGCACGCUGAGGAGCCAAAGGAUAAGGAUGGGGACGACGAGGCGACUGUGGAGACUGUGGAAGAAGAAAACCUAUACCAGAGCCCUAAAAUAAGCCCCGAAAAAGUGUAUUUAGCUGAACAUUUUGAUGAUGCGGCUGCCUUCAAAAAGAAGUGGGUGAAGUCUGAAGCAAAGAAACAGGGUGUUGAUGAUAAUAUCGCCAAGUAUGACGGCAAAUGGGAGAUUCAACAACCAAGCAGAAAGAUCUUCAAAGAUGACUUGGGUCUGGUGUUGACAACUGAAGCAAAGCAUGCAGCCAUAGCAACUCUAUUGGAGCGGCCAUUUGAAUUCAAGAACAAACCUUUCAUUGUCCAGUAUGAAGUUACUAUGCAGGAAGGCCAAAACUGCGGUGGUGCGUACAUCAAGCUCUUAUCCCGCGGCACCAACACUCGGGCUGACCUCCGCAAGUUCUACGACCAGACUCCUUACACCAUCAUGUUUGGCCCAGACAAAUGCGGCAACGACAACAAACUGCACUUCAUCUUCAGACAUCAGAACCCCAAGACUGGUGCCUAUGAAGAGAAGCAUAGCAAGAAGCCUACUCAACGUCUGGACGAAAUAUACAAGGACAAGGAACCUCACCUCUACACGCUCAUUGUCCGACCAGACAACUCGUUCAGCAUUCUCAUUGACAACAAGGAGGUCAACGCUGGAUCUCUAUUAGAAGACUUCGCGCCGCCCGUCAACCCACCAGAAGAAAUUAACGACCCUAAUGAUAAGAAACCCGAGGAUUGGGAUGAGAGGGAAAAGAUUGUUGACCCAACUGCGAAGAAGCCAGAGGACUGGGACGAGGAUGCGCCGGCGCAGAUCAUUGACCCCAACGCUCUCAAACCCGAUGGCUGGCUCGACGAUGAACCUGAGAUGAUUCCUGACCCUGAUGCUAAGAAGCCCGAGGAUUGGGACGAGGAUAUGGACGGUGAAUGGGAGGCUCCUCUCAUUGACAACCCAGUGUGUAGCUCCGCUCCUGGAUGCGGCAAGUGGAGCCCUCCUACCAUUCCCAACCCCAACUACAAGGGUAUCUGGCGCGCUCCCCUGAUCACGAACCCUGACUACAAAGGCAAGUGGAAACCACGUCGCAUUCCUAACCCGGACUACUUUAAGGACGAAACGCCAUUCCGUAUGACGCCUAUUCAUGCCGUCGGCUUCGAGCUAUGGUCGAUGUCUCCAAUGCUUCUGUUCGACAAUCUGAUCAUUACGGACGACCUGGCCGUUGCUGAAGAAUGGGCUCAGAACACCUUCGCACUUAAACGUGCUAAGAUCUCCAGGGAUUCGGACUCUGUGUUCGACCGCGCGAUGAGGUUCGCCGGCGACAAUCCUUGGGUAUAUGCCUUACUCAUUGUUGUCACCUUCUUGGUCGUCGGGCUUGUGGCCUACGCCUGCUUCGGAUCUAAGUCGGAUUCUGACGCCGACAUGAAGAAGACGGACGCGGUGGUUGAGGAUGAUCCUCACCUGUCAGAGGGUGAAGCUGAAGCUGAGGAGGAACUCAAGGAGGAAGCUGAGAGGCCCAGCAAGGCCGACCUUGAGGGGCCAGAGGUUGAUAACGAUGAUGCUGAAGUUAUCACUACUACUGAAGAAGUAGCUGACACUACACCAUUAGUGGACACAGAGGGCGCCGGUGACGGACAAAGGAAACGCAAGGCUCGUCGGGAGUAA